GCGAGUGAAAGAAACGGCCCGGGAUACGGAAAGGAGGGACGCGAUGAGAACAUAAAUGUUUACAUUCGUCAAGGCAAGUUCUACGCCGCGAUGAUGGACGAAGAGGUGGCGAUUGUCGGCCUGUGGUGCCGCUUCCCGUCGGCUGAGGGUCCGGACGAGUUUUGGCGGGUGCUGGAGAACGGAGAAGACUGUAUGCGAGAGAUCCCACCCGAGCGCUGGAACCAGGAGGCCUGGUACAACCCCGAUAGAAACACCCCUGGCAAGUCGUUCGUGGAACGCGCCGGCUUCGUAGAUGAUUUCAAAGACUUCGACAACCGCUUAUUCAAUAUAAGCGACCUUGAAGCAUCUCGGAUGGACCCUCAGCAACGCUGGAUGCUAGAGUGCUCGUAUAAGGCCUUAGAGAAUGCUGGCAUCCCCCUGAAGAAUGUGUACAACACCGACACCGGCGUUUUCGUUGGUGUCAUGAACUACGACUACUACUGGAAUUCCACAUUGGACAUGGCAGACGUAUCCAGCAACACAGCGACGGGGGUUUCCAUUCCUGUUGUUGCCAACCGGGUGUCGUACGCCUUCAACCUGACCGGUCCCUCCAUGACCGUCGAUACGGCCUGCUCCUCAGGAAUGACUGCCCUACACCUCGGCUGUCAAGCUAUUCGUGCAGGUGACUGCACAAUGGCAAUAUGUGGAGGUGUCAACUUCAUCCUGAAUCCUGGCAUGUUCGUACAACUGUGCCGUGCCGGUAUGGUGUGUCCUGACGGUCGCUGUAAGCCAUUCUCCGCUGCCGCUAACGGCUACGCGCGGGGAGAAGGCUGUGGUGUCGUCAUCAUCAAAAGUUUCAGAAAGGCGUUGGUGGACAAGGAUUACAUCUGGGCCACGAUCAAGACAGGAGUGAACCAGGACGGACGGUCUGCGAUUCCCAUGACUUCCCCAUCCCCGGCCCAACAGGAACAGCUGAUACGCCGACUGUACGAACAGCACAAUGUAGAUCCCCGCCAUAUCGACUACAUAGAAGCACAUGGUACAGGUACGCCAGUUGGAGAUCCAGUCGAGGCCAGGAGUCUUGGAAAAGCCAUCGGGCAAUCGCGGGACAGCUCAGAACCACCAGUUCUGAUUGGCUCAGUGAAGAGUAACUUUGGCCAUCUUGAGUCGGCAGCGGCAAUGGCGGGACUUAUCAAAGUCUUACUGAUGAUGAAGCACAAAAAGAUUGCGCCGACGCUACACUUCAACGAGCCCAAUCCAAACAUUGAUUUCGAAGGCCUAAAAAUCAAAGUUUGUACAGAGCCCAUUACCUGGUCCUCACGAAACAAAGAUAAGAUGAUGGCAUGUGUAAAUUCCUUUGGUUUCGGGGGCUCAAACGCGCACGCCAUACUUUUCUCUGAACCGUCUUCUGGGGCAACAGAAGAGCUGGGUAGGCAUGAAGAACCAAACAUCAUCGCUGUGUCUGCCAAUGGCAAGGAAUCUUUGCAAGCGUCUAUGAAAGAUCUGAUUUCUUUUCUUGAAAAGAAUCAAUGCACCGCUCUAAGCCAGUUGGCUUACACAUCCUCUGUGAAGCGCACGCAUCAUAACUACCGCCUUGCUUUUCCAGUCAUGUCUCUCGAGCAACUUAAUCUUGAGCUUCAGAAAGCACAGAAGAGUGUUUCUGGACUGAAAAAUAGUGCAGGUCCGAAGAACAUAGUUUUUGUCUUUUGUGGAAUGGGCACUUUAUGGGAGGGUAUGUGUAUUGAGUUAAUGGCGAAAGAGCCCCUUUUCAGUCGUAAGGUUAAAGAGGUUGAUGCAAUCUUCAAAACCAUUGCUGGCUGGUCUCUGGUCGACAAGCUUCGGAAUGUGAGGAACUUUGACGAUCCUGCUGUAGCACAGCCAAUAAUAUUUGUUUGCCAGGUUGCCCUGUUUCAUCUGUUGAUGACUUGGGGGAUUGUGCCUGACAAAAUUGUUGGCCACUCUGUUGGAGAGGUAGCAGCGGCUUGUUGUGCAGGCGCCCUUUCUUUACCAACUGCCGUUCGGGUCAUCUACCACAGGGGGCGUUUGCAGAGUGAGGUGACUGGCGGCAAAAUGCUGGUAGUCGGCAACUAUGAUGUCAGAAAGGUGAACGAUUGCUGCCAGAGAUUUACAGGCAAAGUUUCUAUUGCAGCAGAAAACAGUGGGACGUCAUGCACAGUGUCAGGUGAUGCAGAUGCUGUAGAUAGUCUGCAUCGGCUUUUAGAUAGAAUCAACACAGAAGAAGAAGAGGGAAGACUCUUCAUUCGAGAGCUCAACGUCAGGUCUGCGUAUCACAGCCAUCACAUGGACCCCAUCUGUAGCAAGCUGCGAGAAGCGCUCCAUGAUAUCAAGGCGGCGGAUCCCACAGUUCAAGUGCUGUCCACGGUUACUGGUGAUUUGGCUCCCAAAGAUUUUGCUUCUGAAGCAUACUGGGCAAAGAAUGUUAGAUGCCCAGUCAUGUUUAACUCAGCUAUGAAAAGGGCAAUUGACACAAAGGCCCGCAACAUUGUAGUGGAGAUAGGACCGAGGCCGGCACUUCGUGCUAAUAUCAAAGAGAUUGUAGGUGAGGCUGAAUUGACCCUGGUUGCCUCGUCAAGGCCAAAGCAAGAACACGCUUGCAUUCUUCAGUGUCUCUGUGACCUAUAUCAAGCUGGCCUAGAUCCUCAGUGGAAGGCGUUCUUUGAUGAGGAUGAAGUCUAUGCCCCCCUACCAGUACCUCGCUGUCAUCUGAACAGGCAGUCCUUAUGGUUUGAUCCAGAGGCCGGGAUCUCUCUGCGACAGGAGAAUGACAGCAAAGCAAGCUUAGUCCAGUCACACUUGAAAAGGCUGUCUAACAGUCCUCCGAGUUUUCGGUGCUCCAUCAGUAAUGCAACGCACCCCUAUGUAUAUGAUCAUAGAUUGCAGGAUAUGGUUGUUGUGCCUGGUGCCCAGUAUGUAGAUCUCGGUUUAGCUGCUUGCAUGGAGGUCAUGAAUCCCCGCCAGCCACCGUCCCACUGUAGGCUGCAAAUAGAGUUUCUGUCUCCAGCAACAAUAGGGCGACAUGGUGAUAAAACCGACCUAGUUGUGAACGUCCACCAUGACGAGACGUCACAAAAUGUUACAUUUGAAGAGAGAACCGAUAGGGCAGUGCAUGCAAGAGGGCAUGUUGAGUAUGACAGCCAGAGUCAGGAUGUACUUCAUAAUGUCAACCUCGUCGCCAUUCAAGAACGCUGUUCGUACAGACUACCAGAAGAAAUACUCUACGACGAAUUCAAGAAAGUAGGUUUCCACUACGGUCCAUCUCUAUGCCAACUCAAGGACUGCCGGUAUAGCGAAUCAUCCAUGCACCCAGAGGCACUGUCUAUUGUACACGUACCAGAGAUUGUAUCUCAUGACAUGCACAACUGCUGUAUCCACCCUGCGCUGCUUGACUACGUAUUGCAGUCUACUAUCUUGCUAAUGAUCGACGAUGCCGACCACAAAGAAACGUUGCUGCCAGCUUCAGUAGGAAGUGUUGUCUCUGUGAAGCCUCCUGAACUCAGAAUGUGGGUUUACCUUCGUCAGCUGUACAAAACAAAGGAUGCAUUGUGUUGCAAUGGAGCGUUGAUAGGCUCAGAUGGGCAAGUCAUUGUUGAGGCCCGAAACAUCGUUUGUAAAAUUCUAACAGACAAGAAAUCCGUACCAUUUUCUGACGUCACUUACACCAUGGACUGGUUUCCAUUUGAGUCCUGUUGUGAAGCACCAGAAGCGUCCAUGUCUCAGCUCAAGUGCCUUGUCCUCGCAGAUGACUGUGGCAUCCUGGAUAAAAUGGGGCAUCUCGUUAGUCCUGACUCUGUCUUAAUCUACCAGAGUGAGUUUACAAGACAAGAUUUUAGAGUGAACAGCAGUGUCUUGCCCUCCAUCAUACAGCAAAAGGACGAGUCCAUCGAGUUCGACCAGAUAGUUCAUGGCUGGGGCAUAACCCUGUUAGAGGAUUCCACAACCAAUGGGGCGGCAUUGGCGUCAGCUGUGGAAGUCUCCUGCGAGAGUCUGAGACAAUUGUUGAAGAUGUUGAUAGCAAUGGACAAGAGCAUUCCGGUAAAGGUCGUCACAAGAAAUGCUCAGCUGCCAAUGUGGGAUGGACUCACCGAAGCCCAACAAGUGAAUGUCAUCGAUUUGGUUGGACCGCCACUUUGGGGUCUCGUUCGUGCUGUGCUCCGCGAACGGGCAUACUUAAACUGUCAGCUUGCUGAGCUAGCAACUGGAACGGACGAUGAAAUCCUCACUCUCGUUCAGGAAAUGACAACACCUGAGAUGUCAGAGUUUACAGAAAUCAUGUUGGUGGGCAAUAAGAAAUACUACAUUGAAAUGGUACGAUCCAACGUUGAGAAGGUUUCCUCCGUGCACAGGGUCAACGUUGCAGAGGGCGGAAGAAGAAUAAAACUGCAAAUGUUGGAGACAAGCCAACCGCAGAGUGUUAGGGUUACAUAUGAUGAUGAUACCCCUUUGUUGGAUGUCGGCUACCAGGUACCCCAUGCUCAAAUCAAUGUAUCUGCAAUUCGCUUGCACGAAGAUUAUUUUGCGCCUGUGAUAAAGCCAACAGAAAGCAGAGAAGCGGUACCAUGGCUUGAGGACAGCAACUGUGCCCAAGACCUACAUGCCCUAGACUUUUACGGAACAGUGGUUGAUGUGACCGAGAAAUGUAAGAUUAAGGUUGGGGAUGUUGUUUUUGGUUGUUUUCCUGUUGUCGCCAGUUCAACUGUGUGUGUUCCUGUCUCUGUUUUGAAGAAAGCCUCUACUUUCCAUCAGCUGGAGAAUUUGCCUUGCCUGUCUUUGUUGGUGCUUGCUUGGGAAGUCUUGGCUUGUGUGAAGCCUAAACAACGUGUUGGUUAUGUUGGUGGAACGGUCUGCCCGACGUUUGGCUGUGCAUUGGAUGUCAUAGCCACCAAGUUGAAAGUGUCAGUGACAAAACGCCAAACCGCAUGCCCUGAUGAACAAUACCCUCUGGUUAUUGUUUGGGAAGUGGAAGCGUGUAAAAGCGCGAGGCAGCUGCAGGCUAUGGUUGAAUCAAAUGGACAACUUAUCAUCGUCAGUGGCAAAGCCGUACACCAAAUCUCUUCAUUGCAUGCACCAACUAUUUACAGGCCCGACAUUCAGCUUAAGAUGGUGAAUACUUGCCUCCUAUUUAGGGAGUCAAACCUCCUCAGGGUGAUGCCUUCUGUGCUCAAGUUGUUGACAUCGGCUGCAAAAAAACUGACAAGAAAUGAUCUUACUGCCCGAUUCAUUCCGUUGUCAGAGAUUUCCCAAUUGGGUAUGCCUGGGGAUUUGAAUUCGGAAAACCUCAAUAGGCACCCAGAGGACCACCUGACAGUAGUACAGUUUCAGUCCAAGACUGGUGUUUCCGUUUGUGUCGGCAGAAAGCAGCUCUUCCGUAAAGACUGCGCCUACCUUGUGGUCGGGGGACUCACUGGCCUUGGUAUGGUGACAGUAAACUUCUUGGCUGAAAAGGGAGCUGGAUAUAUUGCAAUUAUGUCCAGGAGUCCCCCCAACGAAGAAACCAAUGACAAGAUUUCGGAACUUGCCUCAACAAAGGACACCAACGUAGUUUGCCUGCAAGCUGAUGUUACCUGUUUAGACCAAGUUGAGGCUGCCAUCCAGAAACUGGAGUCGACAUUUCCAGAUGUUCCCCUAAAAGGGAUUUUCCACAGUGCAGUGGUUACAAGUGAUGGCAUUCUUAUCAACCAAGACCACAGCCACUUUCAAAGAGGAAUGGACGCCAAAGUAAUAGGAACAUGGAACCUGCACGUUGCAACUCAGCGUUUCCGACUUGACUACUUCGUCGCGUACUCAUCCAUCGCAGCGAUCAUUCCAAACGGCGGGCAAACAGGGUACGCGUCCGCUAACGCCUUCCUGGAUGGCUUCAUGUUCUACCGUAGACAGCAGGGACUCAGCGGCCAGACAAUCAACUGGGGAGCACUCAAGCUUGGCAUACUUGAGAGAAAUGAGGCAAUUGCAAAGAAGCUGGAGCAACAAGGGGUCCCAGCCAUGGAGCGUCAUGACAUUGUCAAGUACCUCGAGGAUUGCUUGAUGCUCAAUGAAACACAGCUCAUUGUAGCCCUGGUCAACUGGUCCCGAAUAAAGAGGGUUCAAGCAGGGAUGACAGAUUCACGACGAUUUCAUACGAUUUUUGAAAGCAUUAAUGGCAACGAACCGCAAGAGAAUACUGAAGGAUUUAGAAUCGACAUGCCUUCACUGUUGAAUCAAUCGAGUGAAGAACAGCUUUCUACCCUGGAAACAUUUGUCAAACAUAUGUUUGUACUGCUAUUAAAUGCAGAUGAAGAGACAGCAAAUGUCAGCUCAUCCAUCGUAGAUCUGGGAAUAGAUUCCCACACGGCUCUUAGUGCUCAACAGCUCAUCAAAGAGCACAUUUGCGUAGAUGUCCCAAUUAUCAUGUUUCUCAGCCAGGAGACCACUUUGGGCUCGUUAGCAGUGGCAAUUCAAGAAAAUCUAGUCCAGAACCAUUCCACCAAAGUCUGUGUGGAGAAUACCAGUGAAGCAGAACAUAGUAAUGAGGGACUGGGCAAGAACCCUCGCCUGACAUAUGAACAGAAUGAAUCAGAACCAGAAUCAGAAGAGCCUUUGAGUCAAGAAGAUGACGAAAUGGAAGUUUCAUCUGGGAUGAGUCAAUUGUCUCUUGCAAUGACAGAUGUUUUCUAUCAACAUGUGAAUAAUACGAUUCAUGAUCACGGUAUCUCUGCCUGUGUACACAAGCUAUUUGAGAAACAGGUAAUGGAUACACCGCAACGAGUGGCUCUCAUUUUCAAAGAUACAAAUGUGACCUACCAAGAGCUCAACAGGUCAGCGACAAGCAUAGCACGGGAACUGCUGAGGCUACCACAGCGGAAACAACAGAGACACGAUUAUGUUGGAGUCUAUCUGGAAAACACACCAGACUUAUUGGCGACACUAUUGGCCAUUUGGAAAGCAGGUAAAAUCGUUGUCCCUCUGAACAUGGCACAGCCUAAGGGAAAUAUGACACAUCUGAUUGAAAUGUGCAAUAUCCAGGUCAUCGUCACUGAUUUCUCUGCGCACACCUUGAUAUUCACAAAGCUUCCCAGAUACACAGGCCAUGUUAUCACUGUUCCGGUAGAGCACAAGUUGGAAGAUGAUGAUGAUACUGUUCUCCAAAGGGUCCUGCUGCCGGACGCCCCUGCAUUUUGUAUGCACGAGGCGGACAAUGGGCGACGAAUAGUCCAAGGUCUGCAUUCUGGCAUGUUGAAUCGCUUGACUUGGAUGUGGCACACAUUUCCAUUCAAAGAAGACGAUGUUUGCUGCUUGAAGACUCCCCUUAGGCAUCUCGAUGCUUUUUGGGAGAUUCUUGUCCCUCUCCUGAAAGGAGUUCCCGUUGUGAUUGUGACAGAGCACAUGCUGAAAACGCCGACAGAGUUUCUGCAGGUGUUGCGCGAACAGAAGGUCACACGACUUUCAGGUGUAUCCAGAGGCUUUUGGGAGAGGCUCGUUGCUGUGGUAGAAAGAGAACCCCCUGAAGCACAGGUGUGUGUUAGACAGCUGUUCAUGAACGCUGGGAAUAUAGACUUUUCUAUUGUACAUCAGGCAAGUGAAGCUCUUCACGCUGAAGAGGUGACAGUGAUGCUCAGCUGCACGGCUGUCUAUUCAGGAGUUGUAUAUUGCAGCCUCAAGCCAAAUUGUGUGGAAGCAGACCUGUCUUUUGUACCUGGAUACAAUACAGAAGUAUACGUAUUGAAUGAAGAACGACAACUGUGUGAGGUCAACCAGCCAGGUGAGCUGUGUUUGGCAGCACCUGGGCUCCCUUAUCACGAUGCCACUGUGAAAAGUAACAGGUUCACCUCUGCUGCUACCGAGAAAGUUGUGGCAACAGGAAUCAUGGCUGUGUUAACAGAACAUGCAGAGAUCCGUCUCCUUCAUAGCGCAACCUUGCGAGAGAGUCAACCACAGCAGACCAGACUGGCAAACGGCGUGAAAAGUCACCACAUUCAAGAAAUGAUGAAAGGAAAGAUCUUCAAGAAACGGACGACAAAGGCAAAGGCACACGAGCGCUACGUCCGGCUAGUGUUGCAGCAAAACGAUAUCCUGGAGGCGACCCUGAAAUGGGGACCGUCUGAGAACCAAAUAUCCUCUAAACUGAACGUCCGCAACAUCACCAACAUCUAUGCAGAGAGGUCCACGCUGGUCAUCUCCACAUGCCAAAGGACGUUCCUGUUCCAGACUGAGGAGGUAGAAGUCCUGCGCAUGUGGACAGAGGGGCUGCAGUACCUGAGAAAUCUUGUUUGAUAGUUUCAGGUCCAGAGAGACUGUCGCUGAGUAUAGCCUCUACCACGUGGGUUGCAAACUGACUCCUAUGGCCGGUCGACUCCCCUAGCAUACUAUUGUUGACUCUAUUCGUCCAAUUUCUUCUAUUUGACCAUAGAUCCGCG
Messenger RNA from Branchiostoma floridae (Florida lancelet), 8390 nucleotides. RefSeq names its product phthioceranic/hydroxyphthioceranic acid synthase-like. Gene Ontology annotation, biological process: fatty acid biosynthetic process. Lineage: Eukaryota; Metazoa; Chordata; Leptocardii; Amphioxiformes; Branchiostomatidae. The transcript has 9 exons. Bases 91 to 8247 code for a protein of 2718 amino acids. The record is from RefSeq and is a predicted model, not a curated record. Gene Ontology annotation, molecular function: fatty acid synthase activity; 3-oxoacyl-[acyl-carrier-protein] synthase activity.